Gossypium raimondii (Peruvian cotton) is the source of this 1512-nucleotide messenger RNA. Its product is annotated as GATA transcription factor 5. Lineage: Eukaryota; Viridiplantae; Streptophyta; Magnoliopsida; Malvales; Malvaceae. The coding region runs from base 227 to 1366 and encodes 379 amino acids. Gene Ontology annotation, molecular function: zinc ion binding; sequence-specific DNA binding. The record is from RefSeq and is a predicted model, not a curated record. The transcript has 3 exons. Gene Ontology annotation, biological process: regulation of DNA-templated transcription.
CCCAAAGGGUAGUCUUCGUAAUUCAGUCAGCUUUUUUCUUUUUCGUAAUUUAUGAGAGUACUACUGUUAUAAAUACAUAAAUUUCCAACGUAUAAUAAAGGUGAGAAAUUUAAUACAGUGUCCAUAAAUUAAUCUUUUCUUUAUCCCCUAGAAAAGUGAGAAAAGUAAAAAAGAAAAAAAUAAAAAUCAAAGAGAUAGAGAGAUAAAACAAGGAAUCAAAGGAACCAUGGAUGCUUUCUAUCAUCAUUCAAUGCUUUACCAAACUCACCACCAUCCUUUCUUCUUCAAAUUCCCUCCUCUAGCUUCUACCACCCCUUUGCUAUUAUCCUCUUCUCUUCAGGAAAUGGAAUGCGUUGAAGCAGCUUUGAAGACCAGUUUUAGGAAGGAGAUGGCUUUGAAAUCAAGUCCCCAAGCGCUUCUUGAGGAUAUUUGGGUUGUAAAUAAUGGACAAAAUGGAGUCUCUUGUGAUGAUUUUUCUGUAGACGACCUGUUUGACUUCACUCACGAAGAGGGUUUCCUUGAACAACAUGAUGAAGAUGAAGAAGAAGAAGAAGAACAAGUACCAGUUUCUUCUUCGCAUAAGAGACAAAAGCUAAGCCAAGAGCACCAUUUUUCUAACGAUACUAUCAAUUUUGAUUACAGUUCCUUAUCCACCAACGAGCUCGCCGUUCCGGCGGAUGACGUCGCUAACCUUGAAUGGUUGUCUCAUUUCGUUGAGGAUUCCUUCUCGGAACACUCUGCGGCAGCGUAUCCCGCCGGAAUGUUAACGGAAAAGCCCAAUUUACCAGACCACAAAUUGCCUAAACCCGAGAAACCAGUUACGACAUGUUUCAAAACUCGUGUUCCAGGCAAAGCCAGAAGCAAGCGCAGUCGAACUGGUGGUCGAGUUUGGUGCCUUGUCGCUUCCCCUCCUUUUACAGAAUCAUCUUCAAGCUCCUCAUCGUCAUCCUCCUCUAGCCCUUCGGCUUCAAGCCCUUGGUUCCUUUGUUCAAACAGCGGUUCAGAUUCAACCUUAGAACUAUCCGAAUCGCUUUCAAUGGAGAAGAAGCAUAAGAAGAGACCGGCAACCGAGUCAACCAUUGGAAAUGGGACCCAGCCAACGCGUAGGUGCAGUCAUUGUGGAGUUACAAAGACGCCACAAUGGAGAGCUGGUCCAAUGGGAGUUAAGACUUUGUGCAACGCUUGCGGGGUGAGGUUCAAAUCGGGUCGGCUUUUACCCGAGUACAGACCAGCUUGUAGCCCGACAUUUUCAAGCGAGUUACACUCGAACCAUCAUCGGAAAGUGCUUGAGAUGCGACGUAAGAGAGAAGCUCCGGGUGAGGCGGAACCCGGUUCAGUUCCUACUUCUGUUCCCAGUUUUGGAUAAUAUUAAACCCGAGUUAGUUUCGGUUGGACUUGUAAACAUUAUUAGUUUGGGUAGGAAGAAUUCUAGGAAUGUAACUCAUUUAGGUAGGAUUUUAAUUGUCUUUGUUUGAUUUAUAUAUAUAUAUUUCCGAUUCUUUUACCCUCAAA